Messenger RNA from Aptenodytes forsteri (emperor penguin), 616 nucleotides. Its product is annotated as transcription activator BRG1-like. Gene Ontology annotation, molecular function: histone binding. The transcript has 3 exons. The record is from RefSeq and is a predicted model, not a curated record. Gene Ontology annotation, biological process: chromatin remodeling. The annotation marks the transcript as partial. NCBI's taxonomy places the organism in Eukaryota, Metazoa, Chordata, Aves, Sphenisciformes, Spheniscidae. Gene Ontology annotation, cellular component: RSC-type complex.
CGGCAGCCCCACAGCAAAACCCCUCUUCUUCCAGCGCAUGGACCUGGACCGCAGGCGGGAGGAGGCGCGAAACCCCAAGCGCAAACCGCGCCUGAUGGAGGAGGAUGAGCUGCCGUCUUGGAUCAUCAAGGAUGAUGCCGAGGUGGAGAGGUUGACGUGUGAGGAGGAGGAGGAAAAGAUGUUUGGGCGAGGCUCGCGGCACCGUAAGGAGGUGGACUACAGCGACUCGCUGACGGAAAAGCAGUGGCUCAAGGCGAUCGAGGAGGGCACGCUGGAGGGGAUCGAGGAGGAGGUGCGCCAGAAAAAAUCCUCCCGUAAACGCAAGCGGGACACAGACGUCGGCUCCGCCACUCCCACCACCAGCACCCGCAGCCGGGAUAAGGAUGAUGAUAGCAAAAAGCAGAAGAAGCGCGGCAGGCCGCCGGCGGAGAAACUCUCCCCAAACCCCCCCAACCUCACCAAAAAAAUGAAGAAGAUCGUGGACGCCGUCAUCAAGUAUAAGGACAGUAGUAGUGGACGGCAGCUCAGCGAAGUCUUCAUCCAGCUGCCUUCCCGCAAGGAGCUGCCGGAGUACUACGAGCUCAUCCGCAAGCCCGUCGACUUCAAGAAAAUCAAG